UGGUCAUGCAGCUGUAGGAAAUAAGCAAAACACGUUGCAGUCAUUAGAAGGCAGUAUUGUCACAAUAUUUUGACAGGUCCGUGAGUUUGCGUUUGUAGAACUGUAAUUCUGAUACAACUGAUUUCUGACCGAAGUUUAUGUUUGGACUAUGGCAUCCAGUUCAGUAAGUCAAGAGGAUUUGGAAAAUGAUUUUGAACUUUCAUCUCGCCGGUCUCGAAUUCGAACUGCUCGUGCACGAACAGUGAAUCCUCCUGCUAGAAUUGAUCCUGGAGGUGGGGAUUUGGAUGAUGCAGGAGGUGGUGAAAUGAAAACUUCUGAGUCACUUAACAUCAGUAGCAAUUUCCCAGCAGAACAUGACGCUAGCCCCAAGCCCCUCAGUCGGGCCAAGGAGAAACGUGUCAACAGAGCCAAUCACAUGAACAAAGGAAAACAACAGCAACGUGAUCGCAGGAAGUUGCGAGAGAAACGACGUAGCACUGGAGUGGUACACCUUCCUUCUACAGAGUCUACUGGUGGGAGCACAGGAGAGGAUGAGGAUGAGACUCAGACAGCAGAAACACGCCGAAACACGCAACACAAUGAACAGCUGCUGGAUCGUGAGCCAGCAGAGGAGCGGUUACCUCACAAAACAUAUCCACAGAGGAGGAACAAGAGCCCAUCUGAUCUUGAAGCAGAUGAUGAGGAUAACCAAGAAUUUGAUAGUUUGAACCAAUCAGAUUCAACUGUAAGCAGUUUAGUGCAUGUGGCUGAGGUUCCUAGUCGGCCACGCCCUGGUACACCCACUGGGGACAAUCCAGAUGAGUUGUUAGAGCGAGCUCAAGAAGAAAAUCGACGUCUUCUGUCUCUUCUCGAGGACCGGGAUCGUAAAAUUGCAUCUCUUGAAGCUCGUAUCUCUCAACUUCAGAGAGAAAUGUCACAGGAGAAAGACAGACUCAGGGAAGAGAAUGCAACAUUGAUCAGGGCCAUGGCAUCACUUGCCACUGCAAAAUGAAUAUUAUCCUACUUGUUGGCUUUAUAGAUAAAACAGCGUAAUUGCAUUCUUCAGAACUAAUGAGUAAUUAUUCCUAUAGCUUAAUUCUGUAAUUUAUGUCUCAGAUUAGAUAAGAUGCUCUUUAAUCUGCAAAGAGUAGUAUUCAAGCUUCCAGGACAUAGUCUCGGACAAGCCGUCAUACUGCAUGGUCCCUGACCGUGUAUAGAAUUACUGGUACGCAUGUUGAUGGAAUGUUGCAGUGACCAAUUACCUGUUUGUGGAAAGUUAGUAUUGAAUACUGUUGGGAUCUGCUCCUGAAUUAAUUGAUUUUUUUUUAUUUUUUUUAUCAUGAGAGUAUAUGUAUACAUAAAACAUUGUAUAGAUUAUAUUUUCUGAAAGAAUGUUGAAGAGGUAUGAAGUUACGGAGCAUAGUGCCAUACACAUAGCACUCGUGUUGUUGGAUUAUGUAUGUAUGCAUUGAGGUCAGUUAUUAUGUGCAUGAAGCAAUUACAUGCCUAUCAACCUUUUUGUUUUGUACUACUGGCAUCAAAUUGGUUUUAUCUCCCAUAAUUUAUAAGUCAUAUUUAAGGUUUGAAUUGCUUACAUCUGUCUAUUCCAGUAUCGUAAAUAAAGUUUGAUUCCACUAAAUGUAACUGUCGAUAGAUUUUUUGCCGUAAAUAUAGAAUGAUCUUUACGCUAAGUACAUAAAAACUGAAAAGAUUUUUUUUAAGCAGUGUAUUAUAAUAUAAUGUGAGGUGAUACUAAAUAACUCUCAGCACUGCAUCUUUUAAAGAAGUAUCUGUGGUAGGAUGCAAAAGGUAACAGUGGCAAAUUAUGUAUUGCUCAGUUCUCUUUGAUUCACACUAUAUUUUGACCAAGAUAUAAUAAUUUUGUGAUAUGUCCUAAUGAAAAUUGAAUAGACUCCUUGGUCAGCACUCUUCUUUCAAUUUGAUCUUGAUUGAACAUGUUCAAUUUUAAGGGGGCUGUCAGUUUUAGAACAAACUUGGGAGGUCAUAUUAAACUUAGGAUACACUUCCACAUUCCUUCAUUUAAGUUAUUAUUGAUAUGCGUUAUAAUUCCAGUUCUUUCCUCCUGAAAUGUCUUAAUCACUUGCAAAGGCAUUUCCAAUAUCUAUGUAGUUUCCGGCUAUUCCGAUUAUAUUGCAAGUCACGACUGUGGAACUUUUGGUGAAUCACUUACACCACUUCAGAUGGAAUAUUCUCAAUUUACAAGCUUGGGAGUUCCUGGUUAUUGACAGUAAGUGAAGAAAUUACAUCUGAUAAAACUGUAAACUUGCAGUUUGUGAAACAUGUUUUGUAUUGGCCAAAUAAUUUAAUAUAUUUUUAGUAAUAGUUAAUUUUGAGGUAAUGUUUUCAUAAUUUUAUUACUUUCAUUUUUGAAAUACUUGUAAAUGUGAUUAUGUAUUAAUCAUAGUGUGUUACCCAAGUUAAUUUGGAAGAAGUGUAAAAUGCAUCAAUAUACCAUAUUAAUAGUAACAGUUUAAGAGUUUGUGGUGAUAAGUAAUCUUGUCUACUUUUAGUACUUAAUUUUUUAUAAAUACAAUUUAAGUAAGAAUGCAGUAAACAAGUAUUUGUUUUGUUUAAAGCAUCAAUGUGACUCAUGAGUGGUAAGAUUUUGGGAAACCAAAAACUUUUCACUUUAAUAGAAUGUCUCUCGGCAUCCUACACAGUGGACUGAGGUUUAAUUCUAGAGUUCAGUGGAUUAGUAAUUUUGUAAGAUUUUUUUCAACUUACAAGAUGUAGUUCAGAAUAAUUAUAGAUUGCAUUAAAUAAGUAUAUCCAGUUAUAAUGAAUAGAAUAUGUCACCAUACAUCUCCAAACGUGAAACGAACAUUUUCAUAGGUAGCUAAUUUACAUAAAUUGUAUAAUUGGUGUAACAAACUUGCACUUUAUGUUUAGCUAAUCGUGAUGCUAUGGAUUUUAUGAAUUAUUUAUAUUUAAGGAGGCUCAAAUUUUCUUAAUUAUAUGGAGUUAGUGUUUGCUUUAGUUUUAUGAGGUACAUUUAUUUUCAUAAGCUCAAGCUUCUCAGUUACACCGUGUUAUAAUU
Zootermopsis nevadensis is the source of this 3037-nucleotide messenger RNA. RefSeq lists its product as uncharacterized. Gene Ontology annotation, biological process: positive regulation of apoptotic process; apoptotic process. Gene Ontology annotation, cellular component: cytoplasm. The record is from RefSeq and is a predicted model, not a curated record. NCBI's taxonomy places the organism in Eukaryota, Metazoa, Arthropoda, Insecta, Blattodea, Termopsidae.